Messenger RNA from Spinacia oleracea (spinach), 1006 nucleotides. RefSeq lists its product as uncharacterized. Gene Ontology annotation, biological process: meiotic cell cycle. The transcript is spliced from 5 exons. The record is from RefSeq and is a predicted model, not a curated record. NCBI's taxonomy places the organism in Eukaryota, Viridiplantae, Streptophyta, Magnoliopsida, Caryophyllales, Amaranthaceae. The coding region runs from base 351 to 923 and encodes 190 amino acids.
UAUUUGACGGUAAAGCACAAUGUACAGAGUGGAGUGAAGGCCUCUUGUAUUGUUGAGAGAAUCUUUCCACCCCUUUUUUGUGAGGCUCUAUGUCUGGCAAUUCUUCUUGUAUCUGUUACUAAUGAGACUGACAUCAAUCCUAAAUGGAAUGAUUGCCUAGUGUCUGGAAAUGCUAAAUAAUCUGUCUAUACCAUGGCCCUUCAUCUGUAAAGGGUUUUGUGGAGAACCCGAUUUCCUCAAGGCGUCAUCAAGUUUAAUAGUUGUGAGCGUUUAAAUGGGAGUAUGAGUUCGAGACUUUUUCUUAGGUCACAUUUGGCAUGCCUUAAAUUUUCGUUUUAUGUUUAUUAUUCAUGAAAUAUGGACUUUUUUGGGCAACGUAUCCAGAAGUAACUGUUCACUCAUCUCCAGAGAACGGAAGUAGGCCUGUUCGGAAACCUGUGGUCUUCCGACGUAAACGACAUAGCAGUCAUGAUGUUGACUCUACUGAUAUCAGUCCUACUUUGUAUACUCCAGAAGAAAGGGGCAAUUCUGGUGAUGUGUUAACGGAAUGCUUGGAUGAAAUUCCAGAGGACGGAACCGACGGAUUGGCCAGAGUGGUUUCGUUGUUAGGCUUGGAGUUAGAAAAGGUUAAAACCAAAAUGAUGUCAGUGACAAACAAAAAAUGCUCAGAAAUACUGGUGUCUGCUGCCGAAGAAAUUCAUUCACAGCUGCAGAAUGUUGAGUCUCAGAUUCAGACAGAUUUAGUGAAACUAACAAGCCUCAAGACAUCUAAAAGGAAACAUCUGGAGACAAGGCUUGAAGGUCUACACUCCGAGGAUUGCGCCUUAUGCGAGGAAUUUGAUGUGGUUCGUGAGCAAUGGGCUAAGUUUUUUACCAACAAGUAUUUAUUAUUGGCUUUAGCGCGCUUGAUCGAGUUGGUUUAGUUGUUAUAGAAUAAAUUUUAUAUUAAAAUGUAUGUUUAUGUUGAAAUUGGAACAUAUAUUUAAAUGUAAUAUGUGCACUUUGG